AUGUUGCAAGCUUGCAAAAUGGAAGGAUUUCCCCUCAUUCCCCCUCAACCCUCUGAAGAUAUGGUACCCUAUGAGUCAGACCUCUACCGACAGCCCCAUGACUAUUACCAGUAUCUCAACAGUGAUGGAGAGAGUCAUGGUGAUCAUUACUGGGAAUAUCAUCCACACCACAUGCACAGUGAGUUUGAGACCUUUGGAGACAACCACUUCACAGAACUGCAGAGUGUACAGCCUCCCCAGCUGCAGCAGCUCUACAGGCACAUGGAGAUUGAACAAAUGCAUGUCUUGGAUUCUGCAAUCCCAACUACACAUAUUGGACUCAACCAUCAGGUUUCCUAUUUGCCCCGGAUGUGCCUACAGUACUCCUCUCCACCGCAGCCCAGUUCUGAUGAGGAGGACAUAGAGAGGCAGAGCCCGCCACUGGAGGUAUCAGAUGGGGAGACCGAUGGUGUGGACCCUGGGCCUGGAAUUAUGCAUGGUGAAACAGGCAGCAAGAAAAAGAUACGUCUGUAUCAGUUCCUUCUGGACCUUCUUCGCAGUGGAGACAUGAAGGACAGCAUCUGGUGGGUGGACAAGGAAAAAGGUACUUUCCAGUUCUCCUCCAAACACAAAGAAGCAUUGGCACACCGCUGGGGCAUCCAGAAAGGCAAUCGCAAGAAAAUGACUUACCAGAAGAUGGCACGGGCUUUGAGAAACUAUGGCAAGACAGGGGAGGUCAAGAAGGUCAAGAAGAAGCUGACCUACCAGUUUAGUGGAGAGGUGAUGGGAAGGGGGGUCACUGAUAGGAAGCAUUAUCCUCAUUGAGGCCAUGGGACCCUAAGCAAGAAAAAUAUUAAGACCUCCAGGCUGGAUACCAGCAGAGUAGAUGGACGCAUCUUUCUCUUUGCUUCCUGUGCCCCCUUCUCUGCCUUUAAAGGGCCUUUGCCGUCAGAUGUUUCUGGUACGAAUUCCCUUCUUCAGCAUCUGAGAAUCCUAAACGUGACAGAAUUCUUUGCUUCCAUCCUACAAGUUGGACAGAGUUGGGAAAUUUAAACAAUGUACAAAUACA
Cygnus atratus (black swan) is the source of this 1048-nucleotide messenger RNA. RefSeq names its product Spi-1 proto-oncogene (gene SPI1). Gene Ontology annotation, cellular component: nucleus. Bases 1 to 804 code for a protein of 267 amino acids. The record is from RefSeq and is a predicted model, not a curated record. Gene Ontology annotation, molecular function: sequence-specific DNA binding; DNA-binding transcription factor activity, RNA polymerase II-specific. Gene Ontology annotation, biological process: cell differentiation; regulation of transcription by RNA polymerase II. Lineage: Eukaryota; Metazoa; Chordata; Aves; Anseriformes; Anatidae. The transcript has 6 exons.